AUGGCUUUCGGCAGAUCUAAUUCGCUGAGCCUGAAUACUGGCGCCGCUAACUCUUUGUUGUACCAGCAGCAACCGAACACUACUGGUCUCUUUGGCCAAGCUCCAGCAGCAUCCUCGCAACCACAACAAUCCGGCGGCCUCUUUGGCGCUUCAACCGCUACAUCACAACCACAACAGUCGGGCGGUCUGUUCGGAAACACAUCUGCUGCCCCUGCCGCAAAACCUACCCUCAGUCUCUUUGGAAACACCCAAUCUUCCACAUCAACUUCUCAACCACAGCAGCAACAAUCCGGAGGCCUUUUUGGAGGUGCAACUGCCAACAACAACAAUACAUCAACCACCGGAGGUCUUUUCGGUGGUACAACGGCCAACAACACCACUUCAAACACUGGAGGUCUUUUUGGAGGGGCAGCCGCCAACAAUACCUCGUCAAACACCGGUGGCAUUCUCACCAUGGGCCAAGGCAACACGGCGCAAAGCAGCACACAGCCUGGCGUCAAGAUCGAUCUGUCAAACCUUCGCCCAACCACGCGCUUCAGCGACCUACAUGACGACCUCAAAAAACAAAUAGAGUUCAUCGAGACGUCUAUCAGAAAACAAGAAAACUAUGCCACUCAAUGCGAGGCUAUGAUUGUCGGUCAUGCCGCUAACGUCGAGAGCAUCAAGCCCGACGUCGACCUCAUCCAGAACAAGAUCGAGACGGUCGAGCUUGCCCUUGAGAACGACGGUGCGGCCAUUGCAAAUGCCAAGGAGCUUGUUCAAAGGGAUGCUGGUGAUCUUAUUCGUGUCGCUCGCAUGGCCGAGAACUUGCAACUCCCUCAGCAGUACCACUACGGAAGAACCAGCAGACCUUCAACAACGGACGACGAGUACGACAUCGAUCUCGUUGGGUACUUCGGAAAGCAGGCCGAAGUCAUGCAAAAGACUCUCGACACGUACACCUCUCACCUUGCCGAGAUUGAAGCUCACCUCCGCGUCGUCGAGGGAAGCACCGUACAACAAGCACAUCAACUCGCCGCUCAAAGAACAGGUGGUCGCGCUGGAAACAGUUCAGAUAACGUCCGCGAACUGGCAGAGACACUUCGCGGCUUCGAGAGCGGCAUCCUUGGUGCCGCAGGUCUGGUUGGUUCCUGCAGAGAAGGUGUCAAUGAGUUGAUACUUGGCAAGAUCGGCGGCGAUCCUCGAGAGAGUGUUGGAUACGGAGGCAGGAAAUCAGUCAGAUUCUAA
Molecule: messenger RNA, 1227 nt
Organism: Aureobasidium pullulans EXF-150
Lineage: Eukaryota; Fungi; Ascomycota; Dothideomycetes; Dothideales; Saccotheciaceae
Exons: 3
Coding region: 1-1227 (408 amino acids)
Biological process (GO): nucleocytoplasmic transport
Cellular component (GO): nuclear pore
Molecular function (GO): structural constituent of nuclear pore
Source: RefSeq, a predicted model, not a curated record